AUGUCCUCUCACUUGAUCAAACUAAAUUCUGGACAUCAGAUUCCAUUGAUUGGCUUUGGAACGGACAAAAUCUAUAGUCAAGAUGGAAUGAAUAAGGCUGUAGAAACCUCGUUAAAGGCUGGUUAUAGAGGAUUCGAUACGGCAAAGGUCUACAACAACGAGGUUUAUUUGAGCAAUGCUCUGAAAGUAUGUCGCUUUAUACUCGUUUUGAACUUUUACAUUAUUCUUGAGUAUCCUAACAAUAAGAGAUUUUAGGAAGUUCUACCAAAGGUUGAUCUGAAGCGCGAAAACAUCUUCGUUACCACCAAAGUGUUACCUUUUGAUGACCCAAAGAAGACUAGGACACUUGUCGAGGAAUCCUUGGAUCUCUUUGACUAUCUCGAUCUUGUUCUUAUCCAUUAUCCAAAGACAAAUGAAUGCUCCGAAAUUGACACUAGAAAUGCAAUCGGACGAAAAGAAAGUUGGAAAGUGUUGGAGAACUUGGUGAAUGAAGGUAAAAUACGAUCAAUUGGAGUGUCGAAUUAUGAAAUCAAGCAUCUGAAAGAGAUGGCCGGUUACGCAGAGAUACCAGCUGCUGUAAAUCAAGUUGAAUUCCAUCCUCAUUUUAAACGAAAGGAGCUUCAUGACUACUGUAGAGACCACGGGAUAUUCUUCCAGGUAAUUUGUUUGGAUUACUGUAGUUUGGAUGUAAUGUAAUCAGAUGAUUAAGUAUUUUUGUUUAACUUAAGGCCUUCUCAUCCCUCGGUCGUUUCAACAAAGCGCUGAUUGAAGAUAAAGUUGUGUUAUCAGUUGCGAACAAACAUGGUGCAUCCAUUACGAAUGUUCUCCUUGCAUUUGCGUUGAAUCAGAAUGUGGGGAUCGUCCCAAAAUCAGAGAAUCCAGAAAGAAUCCUCCAGAAUUUCAAAGCCCUUGAAUUGAAACUCGAUGAUGAAGAUUUGACUCGACUCAACUCAAUUCCGACGGAACAGAAUUAUAUCAAACGAUGUGUGGGAUGGCUUGUGGAUUAG
Messenger RNA from Bursaphelenchus xylophilus (pine wood nematode), 1007 nucleotides. Lineage: Eukaryota; Metazoa; Nematoda; Chromadorea; Rhabditida; Aphelenchoididae. The record is from the annotation of a GenBank genome assembly.